AUGGGCCAACAGCCCGGCAGCCUCGCCUGGGGUCAUGUCUCCACCGGUCUCAGCAACCCGCAGCCCACCACUGCCUCGGGCGUCGUCGGCUCUGGCACCGCAAACACAUCCUCGGCAUCGGCUUCGAUCGACCCUGCUGCCGCCGCGGCUCACUCCUCGGCUCUGCAGACCUCCCAGUUCAUGAGCCACGAUCCCAGCAAGAUCCCCACCCACAACUCCCUGUCCUUCUCCAACCCGCAGGUCAACACCGCCCCGAUGCACUACCGCCAGGGCCAAGAUUCACACGCCUAUCCCUCGCCCUACCAUCACCAGCACCAGUCGUCGCCCAGCCCCGCCACCCCGAACUUUAUGCAACCGCCCGCCCACGCCUCGCAGUCGUACCCGCCGCACCCGUACCAGUCGUACCUGCCUCCGUCCUAUCCGCCCUACCACCACCCGUACUCGCAUCCCUUUUCAAACUCGCAGCCUGGCCACCCCAUGGUCCAUCCCCUCGAUCCUCGCCCGGAUCUGCUCAACAACUCGCCCACCCACAUCCAGCCGCUUGCCCAGGCUCCCCAUCCGCAACAUCCUGCCGCCAACGUUCUGUCGCCCUCGUCCCAGGUCGGCUUCAACCCGCGCGGCACUGCCAAUCCGCCUGUUGCUGCUGCCGCCGUUCAGGCUGCCUCGGCCACCGUUGCUCCAGCUACAGUCUCUGCUCCGCACGCCAGCUAUCCAAGCCCAGCGCCUCCCACUACCCCGGCUGCAACCCCGACCAAGACGCCAAAGUCGAGGUCCAGGGGCUCCAAAGCUGCAGCCGCUGCAGCCGCCGCUGCUGCCAAGGCCGGCGAGUCUUCCAACGAGCCAUCGUCGUCCAUUUCGUCGCAGCCUGUGACUCCCAAGACGACCGGCGCUGCCGCAAACGGCAAGAAUACCUCGCCAACCGACGAUGCCGACAAGGUCAAGCGCCCGCCCAAUGCGUUUUUCCUGUACUGCCAGACCCGCCGUCCGGAGCUGCACAAGCAGGACACACACAUGUCGACGGCGGCCAUGAGCUCGAUCAUGGGCAACGAGUGGGCCGCCAUGGAGGAGACGGCCAAGGAAAAGUGGAAGCUCAAGGCCACCCAGCUGCGCGACGAGUACAAGAGCAUCAUCGCCGCCAACCCCAACCGCCGCAUCCGGAAAAAGUCCAAGCUCACACCGACCCAGGCCCAGACCGGCGGGCCAGGUGCGCCCGGAUCCAAGUUCCACUCGGCUGUGGAGUCGCUCAAGCGGCCGCCCAACUCGUACAUUCUCUUCAACAAGGACAAGCGCAGUGAGAUCCAAGCCAACAACCCGCACCUCGGCGUCGGUGAGAUCUCGCGGCUCACGGCUGAUGCCUGGAAGCAUGCCAGCGAGGAUGACAGGAUCAAGUACAACGACAUGGCCAAGGAGAUGAAGAAGGAGUGGAGCCAGAUCCAGAAGACUGCCGGCGGAAAGAAGCGCAAGCGAAUGGAGAAGGCAGCCAUGGCGGGCCAGCUGGAAAAGCCCAAGCACCCCACCUCGGCCUUCAUCUUCUACCUGCUCGAGGUCCGCAAGAUCUACCACGCCCAGAACCCCAAAGAUUCCAUCGGCCAGAUCUCCAAGCGCAUCUCCGAGGCCUGGAAGGGCCUGGACGAAGCCGAGCGCCGCAAGUGGAUGGACGUGGCCAAGAACGACCAGCUCCGGUAUGCCAAGGAGAUGGAGGCCUAUCGCAAGAGCAUGGGCGAUGUCAAGGGCGCCCGCCACUUUAGCGCCAAGGUCCAUGAUUCGAGUGCGGCUCCGCUAGCGGCCGUCGCAGUCACUCAAACAGCGGCUGCAGUUGUGGCUGUUGCCGUUGCCCCCGACUCCUCGGACGAUGCCCUUGACGAGAGCAAGCACAUCGGCAACGGCGAGGCUGCGUCCUCUGCGGAGUCCCACACCAACGAUCCCCAGGUGCCCGAUACCGCGGAUGUGGAUGCGGAUGCGGACGCGUCGGUCGAUCCCUCGGAAGUCAAGCCCAAGCUCGAGUACGAGCUCGAGUUUGAUUCCACCGGAGUCAACGACGAGAGUCUGCACAUCCAGGCCGAAGCCGUGCUGAAGCACAUCGAGGAGAACCCCGACUCGCUUGCCAUGGAAGAAGACGACGAGGAAGAGGAGGAGGAUGACGAGGACGAGGACGACCUCGACCACCACCAUCACCACCACCACAGCCACAACCCCGACGACGAAGAGGACGACGACAACCUCGACAAGUACGCUGCCACGCACGACUACGAGGAGGAGGACUCGUUCGAACAAGGUGCUCCCGUCGACGGCGGUCUCAUCCUCUCUGGCGGUGACGUCCUCGGCAAGGAAUCCUCGGCCGACCUCGAGCAGGACCCGCAGCCCGCUGCUGCCAUGGCCGAGGACUCGCUCGAGCACGACGACGGCGAGGUUGGCGAGUCGUCCGCCGCCGAGGAUGGUAUGGGCGAGAUCUCUCACGACAGCCACGUCGAUGACGAUGGCAGCGCCGCCGAAGACCACGCCAUCGAGAACAACCCGUCGGGGUCGUUAGACCUGGCCAACUCGCAGCCCGACGAGAGCAAGCCCUUGGACGGCGACAACUUUUAG
Messenger RNA from Polychytrium aggregatum, 2586 nucleotides. RefSeq lists its product as uncharacterized. The coding region runs from base 1 to 2586 and encodes 861 amino acids. The record is from RefSeq and is a predicted model, not a curated record. Gene Ontology annotation, molecular function: DNA binding, bending. The transcript is spliced from 3 exons. Lineage: Eukaryota; Fungi; Chytridiomycota; Chytridiomycetes; Polychytriales.